AUGAGAUUGCUUCUUGCAGCUGGGACUAACGCUACUGGUCUAGGAGAAUUUGCUGUGGAGAAUAUUCAUAAGAUCAGAUUCUCGAACGCCCCGUUCAACACGUUAACCAUUCCUGAGGAGAAGCAAAAGGUCAUCAAAUCUCUCCCUGAGAGCCGUGUCAGCCUGACAAGCGGAGCGGGCUUUGAUGAUGUUAUUGCAGGAAAGGGCCAGGGUGUCAUUGUCCUGCUUCAGGAUAUGUCUGCACCAGAAGCAGCUGACACUCAUUAUAUCAAGUCAUGA
Messenger RNA from Paracoccidioides brasiliensis Pb18, 279 nucleotides. RefSeq lists its product as uncharacterized. The transcript is spliced from 2 exons. The record is from RefSeq and is a predicted model, not a curated record. Bases 1 to 279 code for a protein of 92 amino acids.